Messenger RNA from Megalops cyprinoides (Indo-Pacific tarpon), 1784 nucleotides. Its product is annotated as pentraxin-related protein PTX3-like. NCBI's taxonomy places the organism in Eukaryota, Metazoa, Chordata, Actinopteri, Elopiformes, Megalopidae. Gene Ontology annotation, biological process: innate immune response. The coding region runs from base 275 to 1606 and encodes 443 amino acids. Gene Ontology annotation, molecular function: complement component C1q complex binding. The transcript is spliced from 3 exons. The record is from RefSeq and is a predicted model, not a curated record.
UAUUUGAUUACAACACACAUGCUACCUCCAACGAAGCAUUACUCACCCAGCUCUGUGCGCUGUGUUUAUAUAGACCGCGGAGCCCAGUGCAGACUCACUCAGCCCUCUGCCUGUGCUCACUCAACACAGAGGAGCUGCAGCCAGGAGACCACUCAACAGCAAAGGGGAAGGACUCAGUAAGAGCACAACCGAAGGGCAGCUAGCGCUCUGUCUCUCUCUUUCUCUCUCAUUCACACACACGCGCACACACACACACACACACUCUCAAGCGCACAUGGACACACGCACCAGCAUGUCUCUGCUCAGGGCGCUGCUGGCCGUCUGCCUGCUCGGCUGCCCGUGCGUUCUCGGGUACGAGGAUGAGAUCGAGGUGAACUACGCAGACUCUUACUACAAUGAGAUCACGGACGGCGAGCAACAGGAAGGGUUGACAACGCCCUCUCCCUGUCAGGGCCAGGAGCUCACCAGGUGGGACAAGCUCUUCGUCAUGAUCGAGGACUCCCAGAUGAGGGAGAACAUGCUGCUGCACUAUGUGGACGACAUCAUCAAAGCGGAGCUGCAGUCUCUGCGGGGGGAGGUGCGGCGGCUGCUGGGGGGCCAGGCCGGGACCUGCUCGGGCGCGGCGGAUGCCGUCGGCCGUCGGCUGGCCACACACAUGGAGCAGAAGGUGGAACAGGGGCUGGACCGGGUCAGAACCGCCGCUGCGGAGCAGGCGGCCCGGCAGGAUGCGGCGCUGCAGCAGCUCCUGGAGGCCGGCCGGAACCAGGCGGCUCGGCUCGGCAAGCUGGAGACCUGCUGCCUCAGCGGGGCGGGGCUGGGGGCCAAGACUUUCACCGCCCCGCACAAGCAGCAGGACGUGACCACCAGCGAGGUCGGCCAGGUGGAGAAGGCUCUCGCCGCCAUGGCGGUGGAUCUGCAGAGGGUCCAGGCCCAGCUGAGCCUCUCCCAGCGGUGGGCCGCUCAGCAUUUCCUGCCCUCAGGGUGUGAGACAGCCCUGCUCUUCCCCAUGCGAUCCCGGCGGAUCUAUGCUGCGGUCAACCCCGACGCCCCCAUGUCCCUGCGCUCCUUCACGGUCUGCCUGUGGGCCAAGGCGACGGAGGCGCUCAACAAGACGGUGCUCUUCUCCUAUGGCACCAAGCGCAACCCGUACGAGAUCCAGCUGCUGCUGAGCCGCACGGCAGCGCAGUUCACCGUGGGAGGGGAGGCGCACCUGGUGGAGGCGCGCGAGGCGGUGCAGGAGGGCCGCUGGGCGCACCUCUGCGGGGCAUGGAGCUCAGAGCAGGGCCUGGCCGCACUGUGGGUGAACGGGAAGCAGGUGGCCAGCUCGCCCGGCGUGGCGGAGGGCCACACCCUCUCCAACGGCGGGGUCAUGCAGCUGGGCCAGGAGAAGAACGGGUGCUGCAGCUUCGGCUUCGACGGCGGCUUCGACGCCAAGCUGGCCUUCGCCGGCAAGAUGACGGGCGUCAAUGUGUGGGACAGGGCGCUGGGGGCGGAGGAGAUCUCCCAGCAGGCACUGCAGGAGGGGUCCUGCAACAGGCGGGGGAACGUGGUCGGCUGGGGCGUUUCAGAGAUCAUACCACAUGGGGGCGCUCAAUAUAUAAACUGAACCUUCAGCUCCCCCCCUGCCACUGGAAUGCCAACUCCUGUUUGUCAUUGCCAAGUGGAGCAAUAUAUUUGAACAGAAACUUGCUAUGAAAUAGGAUACUGUGCAAGUGUGAAUAAUUUCCAUUUAGGGAAUUUUGUUAUUUAUGAAGAAUAAUUCUUGGGAAGGAACGUCAUGUGAA